Messenger RNA from Penicillium taxi, 225 nucleotides. RefSeq lists its product as uncharacterized. The record is from RefSeq and is a predicted model, not a curated record. NCBI's taxonomy places the organism in Eukaryota, Fungi, Ascomycota, Eurotiomycetes, Eurotiales, Aspergillaceae. The transcript is spliced from 2 exons. Bases 1 to 225 code for a protein of 74 amino acids.
AUGGCCAAGAACGGAGAUCACCUUUCAUUGGAUAAUGCAAUUUCGAGUAGCAUUUUCCAAUCUGAUCAAGUUGUCAACGAGUUGUUGAGUGACUACUCCCUCUACAUCGACGACCUCAAGCAACUUCUAGCAGUUCAUCAAAGGUAUACUCGUAAUGGGAGCCACACUGACCUGCAGACGUUGGAAGAGACUGGCAUCCUUCCUCUUUUGAGAUGCUCACUCUAA